ACAAGGGAGAGUUUCACGAGAAACGCCGGCGUGGCUGAUCUGUCAGAGUCCCGACAUGAACUGUCAAAUGAGAUAAAAUUAGAAAAUAAUACAAAAUAAGAGCAAAUAUAAAAAAAAUUAAAUUAUUUCUUUCUAAUCAUGCGGAGUAGCGAAUUUCACCGUAUCUCGCUGAAUUUAGCGAUGUUCUGUAAUAUAUUAUUGGUCAUGUAAUUUCACGGUUACGUACUUACGACGUGCGUUUAAUGAGUCGCAAGUGUUAUAGAUAUGUCGGAGCACGUGGAAUUGCAGCAUCUAGUUGACGUCGACGUGGAGAGUAGCGCGACGAAUCACAAAAGAAAAUUCUCCAUCCCGUUCUGCAAAUCAUGCCCUUACCUGGGCCUAGUAUUAGCAACAUUCUCGUCCCUGUUCUUCUCGUUAUGUAGCGUCAUCGUCAAGAGUCUGGUGGAAAUCAACCCCACCGAGAUGGCUAUCUUCAGAUUUUUGGGAGUACUGUUACCAGCAAUACCAAUUGUGAUCUACAAAGGCGACCAUCCUUUCCCGAAGGGACGUAGGCUAAUACUUAUUCUAAGAAGCUUCAUCGGCACAACAGGACUCAUGUUAAGUUUCUACGCCUUCAGACACAUGCCUCUGGCAGACGCUUCUGUUGUUGUCUUUUCCGUUCCUGUAUUCGUGGCGAUAUUCGCGCGAAUCUUUCUGAAAGAACCCUGCGGCCUCUUCAACGUCGUCACCGUCUGCCUGACCCUGAUCGGCGUGAUCCUGAUAACCCGACCGCCCCUGAUCUUCGGCAACACCGUGGAAUCUCUCUCGGAUGGCAGCAUUAAUCCAGGACACGCGGAUCUUUGGGGCGCAGUGGCUGCAUUUUCUGCUACUUUAUUCGGCGCCAACGUCUACGUCCUAUUACGCGCCCUGAAGGGUCUCCACUUCUCCGUUAUAAUGGCAAAUUUUGGCUCCUUUGCUCUGGUACAGACUACAUUUAUAUCCUGGCUCAUCGGCGCCUUAUGUCUACCACGCUGUGGUACAGAUAGACUCCUAGUUGUUGCUCUAGCAUUAUUCAGCUUUGCAGGUCAGAUCUUGCUGACCUUGGCUCUUCAGAUGGAGCAGGCCGGUCCAGUAGCCAUAGCAAGAUCCACGGAUAUUGUUUUCGCGUUCUUCUGGCAGGUGCUUUUUUUCAAUGAGAUACCAAACCGAUACUCAGUAGGAGGUGCUAUACUAGUCACUAGUUCAGUUUUGUUAACAGGUUUAAGAAAAUGGGCUCUUUCCUUACCUGAAACAUCUAACAUUAAGAAGUCUCUUGGAAUUCUAAUGAUAUAGAUAAUAAUUUUUGUUUUAUUUAUUUAUUUAUUUAUUUACAAGGUUAAAAUUAAGUAAUUGUAAGCGACCAAACUGGGCAAAAAUAUUAAUUUAUUCAAAACUUCUUCAUUACGUUUCGACCUUUGUUUUAGGUCUUUAUCAAAUGAGCUGGAAAAAAGGAUUACAAACUCUUUCAAUGAUACAAUAAAAAUACAAUAAAAAUCGCACAAAACUUCAAUGAGACACUUCAAUUUACACUUUCAUUUUAUUGUAUUUUUAUUGUAUUAUUGAAAGUUUGUAAUCCUUUUUUCCAGCUCAUUUAAUUGAUAAAGACCUAAAACAAAGGUCGAAACGUAAUGAAGAAAUUUUGAAUAAACUAAUACUUUUGCCCAGUUUGUUCGCUUAUGAUUACUUAAUUUUUAACCUUGUGAUUUUAUCUACUAGCGUUUUUUUGAAUAUUUUUAUCUGAUUUGAUUUAUUUAUUUAUUUAUUUGAAGACGAAGAAAGAUGGAACUUGAAAUGAAUUUUAUGCAUUACAAAAAUUGUUGAAGAAACAAUAUUAUUUGUAAAAAAAUAUUGCGCUGAGUAACAGUGAUUUUUAAGUUUAUUUCAAAAUGUGUAGUGUACACAGUUGAGUUUAUUUUAUUUAUUUAUUUUUUUUUUUUUUUACU
Molecule: messenger RNA, 1961 nt
Organism: Nylanderia fulva
Lineage: Eukaryota; Metazoa; Arthropoda; Insecta; Hymenoptera; Formicidae
Product: solute carrier family 35 member G1
Cellular component (GO): membrane
Source: RefSeq, a predicted model, not a curated record